AUGGGUACGAGGACAUUAAAGUGUGUCGUCGUUGGCGAUGGUGCCGUGGGGAAGACAUGCCUGUUAAUAUCGUAUACGACUAACAGAUUUCCAUCGGAGUAUGUGCCAACGGUAAAAUAAGGUUCCUAAAAUGACGGAUAUUAGGUAUUUGACAAUUAUGCCGUUACUGUAAUGGUUGGCGGUGAUCCCAUGGUUCUGGCUCUUUUUGACACGGCUGGGCAGGAGGACUAUGAUAGACUACGGCCGCUCAGCUACCCACAAACGGAUAUAUUUUUAAUUUGCUUUUCCGUGGUCAACCCUGCCUCUUUUGAAAACGCCCGGGAAAAGGUACUUCGUAAUUGUUACAACUGCCGCUGUGAGAUUUGCUAUUGGUUGUUGUCAGCCUUUUUCGAUUCUUUAAAAAUUUUGAGGGCCCCGAAAGUCAACUCCCCGCUUAUAGAUGUUAUUGCUUUCAUGUAUUGACGCAGUCACGCUUUUUUUCCAGCUCUGUGUUCUCGGGCGUUCAUUUUGCCUGUAGGCUGUUUUUCCUCUCUUACUUUCCAGGAAUGCAUCGGCUAUGAUGCGUUUCUGCAUGGAUUAUUUGUGCAAGCGUUCAUAAACUAAUCGACUUAUAAAUUGGCUACUUUGUGCAGUUGAGUUUAGUCAUUCAUUUCAGACCAAAGCGGGGCAAAUAUAUAGCGUAGGGGUAUUACACCGUCACGACUUCUCAGUGUCUUUCAACAGAUGUGUUUCUGACGCUCUUUUUAGUGGUAUGGAGAACUUCAGCAUCAUUGCCCGAACGUCCCGUUCCUCUUGGUUGGCACUCAAAGUGAUUUACGCGACGACCCGGACACUAUCGAGAAGCUGGCGAAAAACAAGCAAAAACCACUUACACCCCAACAAGGGGAAAAACUCGCUCGGGAAAUCGGGGCCUGUAAAUAUCUGGAGUGCUCAGCAUUAACUCAGGUAAUUGUCUACUUGCUAAACCGGGCGAUCCUGCCACCUAGUGAGUAAUGUUUGUUAUGAUAAGGAUGGUCUACCGUCAGAAUACCAGCAUGAACCUCUUUUCGAGCUUUUUAUGACCGAUUAGGCUCUUAACCACCCACUUUGUAGAUCAUUUAGUUUUUUUCCCAUGAGAUAUCUUGCUUUUUCCAAAUUAAAAUUGUAAAUUAACAACUGAUGGUGUGUCAGCUGUCGGUAUUAGCUCGUUCGUAUGUUAGCCAUUUCCAGAUACUAUUGGUCGGUUCUCCAAUUAACGGAACCUUGUUUAGCUACUGUUGUCAUCGUCCAUCAGGCGUUCAUCUUUCUAGAGCAUUUUACUGGACCAUUUCCUCCUUUUAACAAUGGACUACUUCCGCAUGAUUGCAAAAGGCAUGGGAGGAUCAAGAGGGGGUGCUAAAGUUGGCAUACUGGCUCAGUUCAAUCAACAUAUUUGUCUGUAACCCUGCCUUGUAGUACGCUACCAUCUGAAGUGUAGUAGAAAUACAAAUGUACCUAGCGGUAAUCAUCUCUACUUACAAAUGCAAAGGCACGGUCAAAAUGCUGCUUGACUAGGUCUGGACGUUUGUGCAAAUAAGGCUAAAUCAUUGUAAGCACAGAAUGCAUACCGAACGAUUACUCGCACAACUAAUUAAGAGGCCGUCAAGGGUUUAAAACUUAAGACGGUAAUCCCUGUUUACGGCACCAUACUCACCUAACGUAAUAUGCGGCUGCGGUUCGUUGACUGCCCAUUGCCGACCUGCUAUCGCCUGUCGAGCUGUAUAUAUCACAUCAUCAGUCAAGAAGUUGGUCGGACGUGUGCCUGGUAAAUGCUGGUGACAAAGAGACGUACUCCCCCACUCACACUCCUUGAUUCCUUCUCUUCUAGUAGAAUCGUACAAGGUAGCUUCUGUAGGCUGUAACCAUGCAGUACGACCGACCUCAGUUGAUUCGAAUGUGCAAAACCAUGCAGAGGCGAACUCCAGGAAACAGACGCGAUCGAACUAUUGGUAACCUUCGCGGUAUACGUGGUUUCGACAAACGAAAUAAAAAUUUACUGGCAAAAACUGCAAAAUCUUGUACUACGGUAGCUCUUAAGCAGCGACUCACACUUCUUGCUGAACGACGUCGCGCCACUCUGCAGAUGCGUUUUUUUCCGAAACCAAAGUUAGAAGAACGCGGAAGCGGUCAGUGUCUGCAGCUUCGUUGUCUCUCGUUGGGCCUGACUGAUUCGACAGAUGAUCAAUUUCCAACUUAGUUCAGCCUUCUGGAAGCACGCUUACCUUCGGCGUAUUCAGAAUGUCACAGAGUUUAGUUCUGGGAUUUGCUGCCGUUGUCGUGCAAAAUGCUAGUUGAGUGACUUAGAUCGUCGACAGUAGGACUUUCUUGCCUGGUGUUUCGCGUUCACCCUCAAACCCACCAUGAACAACAGUAACAGAUAAGUGUGGCACACGCUCAUGCUGUGAAUACCUACAGAGUGUAUUUGUUCUGCAAAUACGUCUCAAAAUUAGCAGCCUCUGUAUUAUCUGCGCAUGUUCGUAGUCGUGCGAUGAUCACUUAAUCACGCCCGUCAGUAUUAUUAACUGCGACUUCAUCGCCGGCGUCAAUAACAGCCAUUUGACAUUAUGACUCACCAUUGCUUUCGCUGUCCGCAGUGUUCAUCCGCGCUCUCACCACAUGGCUAUUUUGCCCUGACAACGUUUUGGCACUUAACCGGAGGAAGCUUAUUGCGUUUCUUCAUGGACUGCAGUUUUGAGUACCACAACUCAAGCAGCCCAUGGCUUACGCAACUAUCUUGUGCGAAUUUCGACCGCUUAACACACAGAUAUGAUCGGGUCAUGUCGAAUGAGCCGUAACUCAGGAGUUGGCGUCAUUCCCCACCACCGGUGCGUGUUCGGACAGCUGAAACGUCCGUCGAGUACUUCCUGUUUCCACUAUUAGGUCUCCUGAACUGCUUCAUGGAACUCGUCUUUCCACAUUUAGAGCUCGUGGUUUCACGACGAAAGUCCCUGAAGUUUAAGCAGCCCUGGCACCAUUAGCGAGUGUGAUCGUUUUACAAGAGGUCCAUCUUUUAUAUGAUGUCCGUUGUGACUUAUCAUUUGCAGACUACUCUGGAAUGUUUCACUUAAGGCCAGUUUGUUUCUGCUGAAGACGUCUUAGAAGCGGCUGUACAGUGAGUUCUGGGAUGCGUUUGAGGCAGCCCGAAGAAAACCCCUUGACGGCGAUAGGCUCCCACAUCUCAGGUUGUGACUUUAACCGAACGCCGUCUAGCUAUAGACUAGCUCUAACAAGAUCAUGAGCAAAACCGUUUUCGCCGCUAGCACCGGCACCACGUAUUGAACGGAAGUAUACUACUGGGCCGUCUGUGCUUCUCGGAUAGGUAUGCACUUCUACUUGAUACCGUUGUGAUCAUGGCUGAUCUAGCCGGCCGCGGUAUUUUUGUGAAUUUUACCUCUACGCCUGACGGUCUGUGGAGACAGAUCCUCAAAGUUUGGCCCAGCAAUGGAAGCUAAAUAUCUUGGGUCACGGGACCAACAGACUGCACUGAGCCAAGUUUUGGUUUAUUCAAUUCGACGAUUUCAGGUGGACGGCGGCGUCGAGUCAGGGACAGUAACAGUGAAAUAAUGGGACUGACGGCGAAGAGCGCGUUCCAAACGCCAUAGUUGCCAUUUUUAGAUGUUCAUAAGGACUGGCCGAAAGGAUGCUCGAUGCAUGCAGAUCUUCGCAGGGAUUGAGGUGUCGCCGCAGAUCCCGAGGCUCGCAAUUCUUUUUAGAAGCCCUGUACAGCUGUCAUCAUUAGUAAUGGCGUCAGUCGUUAAGCCAACGCGACAAGGACUGUGACACUGACAACAGGACUAUGGAAACGCACAUACGCAAUCCUCGAACCGCAGGCACCUACCACACACAGAUUCUUCCGACCAUCUUGGACAAUUGCCAAACCGUUUUGGCCAGCGCAGUUGUUGAUGCUGUUGGGAUAUAGGUCAAAGCCGUCACCACCGGGCGCCUGGCUGCCUUGCGAGCCAUGAUGUAGUAAUCGUCCACGGACCGUCAGGUGUUUGCAUUUAGGCUCUCAGUUGCCGUUGUGAAGGUAGUUAUCACCGGUGGUUUAAGAUGGCGUCACGAUAUUCGCGGGGGAAUUUUACAAGUUUCCAGAGCCUCAACUAGGCUGUUCAGUGAAAGCCAACGCUCAAGGCAGAGGCAGCAAGACCUCAGUUGAUGUAUUGUGAUCGCCACGGCUCAGUACCGUUACGGUACCAUGCUAUCUUUAAGGGUAGUAGAUCAGCCAGCCUCAACUGUCAUUCUGCUAACGCUUUCGCCGCUUGUUCGCCAGACAAGUCUGCUUAUUUCUUGGCCAGCUUCAACUAAAGGCUUCCUUACACUCGACCUGUGUAUACGCCGAGUAAUCAGCAGCUAAUCUGGUAGGCAGACCCCGUCCUCGGUGACCUAUACAAAGGACUAGGUUCGAUUGCCCUUUGUGUCCACAUCGGACGCCAGUUAGCGGUCACAAGAAGUCUGCUUUUCCUCCGCAAGACAGGUCAGAACGUCUGGUGCUGUUGUGGUCAUUUAGCAUGGCAGACGAGUUCUGGUGCAAGUCUGCCGCCGGUAUACCUGCGAAAACUUUCGAACUUAGUGUAUAGUGAAAUUGCCAUCGUCUUUCGGGACUUAUAACUACAUCCCAUAAACCGAUAACAUAAUCUAACCACUCCCAGACCUGUGUCCUUAACCAUUAUGCAUUGUCAGAUGAGACAACACAAACCAGGAUCAUGGCCUAAAAGCGAUUUUUUGAUCGGAAUCUCUAUGGGAAAUGUCUUUUAACGCAUCCUUCCUUUAUUUAUAGAAAGGCCUGAAGGACGUUUUUGACGAGGCAAUACUGUCGGGUCUCCAACCCAACAACAAAAAACCAAAACCUCGUUGUGAUGUCCUCUGA
Molecule: messenger RNA, 4885 nt
Organism: Spirometra erinaceieuropaei
Lineage: Eukaryota; Metazoa; Platyhelminthes; Cestoda; Diphyllobothriidea; Diphyllobothriidae
Source: the annotation of a GenBank genome assembly